This is a messenger RNA of Colletotrichum paranaense, 543 nucleotides long. Its product is annotated as 40S ribosomal protein S17. Bases 1 to 543 code for a protein of 180 amino acids. The record is from RefSeq and is a predicted model, not a curated record. Gene Ontology annotation, molecular function: structural constituent of ribosome. The transcript is spliced from 3 exons. Gene Ontology annotation, cellular component: ribosome. Gene Ontology annotation, biological process: translation. Lineage: Eukaryota; Fungi; Ascomycota; Sordariomycetes; Glomerellales; Glomerellaceae.
AUGGGUCGCGUUCGCACCAAGACCGUCAAGAAGUCCGCCAAGGUCAUCAUUGAGCGGUACUACCCCAGACUCACCCUGGACUUCGAGACCAACAAGCGCAUCUGCGAUGAGAUCGCCAUCAUCGCCUCCAAGCGCCUCCGCAACAAGGUCAGCAAGAAGAUAGCCACCCAGACGCAACAUACGAGUUGGACGAACGAAGGUCCCCGUGAGACCGCUUCCAAACAUCGGUGUUGGGGAUACGGAAAGAUUGCUGGCUACACCACCCACUUGAUGAAGCGUAUCCAGCGUGGUCCCGUCCGCGGUAUCUCCUUCAAGCUUCAGGAGGAGGAGCGUGAGCGCAAGGAUCAGUUCGUCCCCGAGGUCUCCGCCCUCGACUUCACCCAGAACACCGAGAGCGGCCAGCUCGAGGUCGAUGUCGAGACCAAGGACCUUCUCAAGCACCUCGGCUUCGACGCUAUCCCCGUCAACGUCACUCCCGUCGGCCAGACCCAGGUCCAGGAGCGCGGAGGCCGCUUCGGUGGCCGCCCCCCUCGCCGCGACUAA